This is a messenger RNA of Parastagonospora nodorum SN15, 1857 nucleotides long. RefSeq lists its product as hypothetical. The coding region runs from base 1 to 1857 and encodes 618 amino acids. Lineage: Eukaryota; Fungi; Ascomycota; Dothideomycetes; Pleosporales; Phaeosphaeriaceae. The transcript is spliced from 4 exons. The record is from RefSeq and is a predicted model, not a curated record.
AUGGUGCCCCAGAGUGCCUACGGCGGACCGACCGCUCUCGCCUACUCCAAGUAUGCCAGUCCCAGUGCGAAGCGAGCUCAGCCCGCCAGCUUUCCCGCGGCCGUCUCGUCGACCAAGAGCGCACCUGCCAAUGACACAAUCGCAACUAGGGAGCAGAUCGCGGCAUCGCAUGACGAGUCUGCCAUCGAUGUCGCAAACCACAACUCAGAUGCACAGCUUGCGAUUGCUCAAGGUAACGCUUUGAAGGAGGAGGUUGAACGGCACGCGGCCAAGUUCUCGAGGACCGUAUCUGCCGCUGUGACGAACACCCGCCAGCUCCUAGAGCUCAUCCGUGAGGCCGUGCAGAAGGAAGACCCGAAUGCGCUCAAGUCUGUUGAUGAUCUAUGGACGGAGCUUGAGCAGCUGUUCGAGGCUGCACAAGGUACCAAAGAGGCGCUGCCCCACUUCCUUGAGAAGCAGCGCAACAACAUGGCCCUCUACCAUGCUUCUGUCAUGAACGAGACUUAUCGCGAUUCGCAGGACGAGCUCAAAAUGCAGCAUAAGAAAGUCAACCUCCAGCAUGAUCUCAUCCUCGAACACCAACAGGCGUUCCAGGACUAUAAGGCCCAGACUGUAUUUAAGCUCAAGGAGCUCGAUGAUCUUCAGGAGCGAGUGUCGCGGCUGACGCUGGAGAAGGGCAACUUCCGGGAGGAGAUCGACAAAUACGCAAAGAUGCUGGAGCACGAGCAGAGCACCAAAGCUGAAGACUUCAAGAAGGUCGAUGCUCUCCAGGGCCAGCUUGAGUCUCUUGUCGAUUCAAAGAAACAGCUGCUUGCCGAGGUCGACGGUCUUCAGAAGACCAUCGGAGAUCUCAAAGAGAAGAUGCAUUCUGCAGAGCAGCAGUUGACCGAUCGCUUCACGACGGAGCUGAAAGAGAAGACGGAUCUACUCGCUAAAGAGACCGCCAAAGUGACGAACUUGAACAGUAUGAUCAGCAACCUGAGGACUCAAGAGAGCAACGUCAAGAUGGAGAUGAACAAGCUCAGUGCCGAAAGCAAGCUCAUCAACGACAAGUACAACCACAUGGCUUCUGAGCAUUCGCAAGCAUUCUCCAAGGGCCAUGAGCAGAACAAGAAGAUCGAAACUCUGACCGUUGACGCCGAGCGCCUGCGCAAGGAGGGUGACGAAAUGAAGUCUCGCAUGGCAAAGCUGUCCGAGCUAGAGGCCCAAUACAAGAGUCUAUUCAAGGAGAAGGCAGGUCUUCUGGAGACAGUUGGAAAGCUCACAGACAAGGUCUCGGUGGCAGAGAACAACUGCGCCAAGGCCAACAAGGAGCUUUCAUCUCUCACAGACAAACUCCAACGUAUGCAGGCAGAUAAUGAGGCGCAAAAGAACGAGAACAGCAAGCUCCUGGCAAAGCAGGAGACUAUUCAGGCGGAGAAGAAGGAAGCCGCUCUAUCAAUGCAGGGUGCUUCCGAUCUCAAGCAGGAGAAUGACAAGCUCAAAGUCUUGGUGGGCCAGCUCAAGGCCGACCAGGCUGCACCUCCCGUUGGUGGAGCGCCAGCCUUCGGUACCGAUACAGGACACUUGAUCAAGAUUAAGGAUCUGGAAAUUCAAAAGGAGAAGCUCGAGAAGGCUCUCGAGGAGUGGACCCAGCUUGCCCAACGCUCUUACAAGGAGUACAAGGAAAUGCUCCCAACCUACAAGCAGGCCGAGCAGCAUCGCUUCGCCGCCGAGGACGCUGAGAACCAGAUCAAGACCCUGCGACAGGAUCUAGCGUCGGCUCGGGCUUCUCGGUCCAACGGCACCAGCUCUGGUGGAGAUGCCGCAUACUGGAAGAACAAGUACGACGGUCUUCUGGCCAACAUUGGCAACUAA